This is a messenger RNA of Alnus glutinosa, 1173 nucleotides long. Its product is annotated as zinc finger BED domain-containing protein DAYSLEEPER-like. The transcript has 2 exons. The coding region runs from base 1 to 1173 and encodes 390 amino acids. Lineage: Eukaryota; Viridiplantae; Streptophyta; Magnoliopsida; Fagales; Betulaceae. The record is from RefSeq and is a predicted model, not a curated record. Gene Ontology annotation, molecular function: DNA binding.
AUGGAGGACAGAAGUCGGCCUAUGGAAGUCAAUGAAGUUGUAUUAGUCAAUGAAGUAGACUUAGGUGAUGAUACAACUACUCAUUCCAUUACCCUUGGAGCUGCUGGCAGUGGAAAUGCACCAGACCAAUCAGUAACUGUAGAUACUCCUCAUUUCGAUCCCCCAACUGUAAGAACUACUAGUCCUACUGUUUCUCACACUGUGGGUAGUGUUCCUACUCCUGGUGAUGUUAGUACUAGUACUAGUGUAUUUGAGAAGAAACAGAGGCAAAAGACUUCUAAAGUUUGGGAUGACUUCUCUCAAGUUGAAGUUUUAGGUGUAAAAAAAUCUCAGUGUAAUUGGUGUAAAAGGCUGUUUGCUGUUUCCAAAUCUAGUUCUACCUCAACACUUGGUAGGCAUUUGGUAGCUUGUGUGAAGUAUGUGGAGUCCAACAGUAAGAAGCAAAAGGUUUUGACACGUGAUCGUGGUGAGCUAGGUGGGGGGGCUAGUUUGACAAAUUUUUCUUUUAGUGAGAAGAGGGUUAGGGAACUCGCUGUCCACAUGGUGCUCUUCCACGAGUACCCUUUUAACAUGAUGGAACAUGAACUUUUUAACAAGUUUAUGAAGGUAUGCACGCCCCAUUGGAAAAAGAUCAGUCGUGCAACUUUGAAAAGUGAUUGCAUAACUAUAUACCUUAGUGAGAAGAAGAAGAUUAAAGCAAUGCUUGGUGGGAUUGAGAAGGUAAACAUAACAACUGAUAUUGGUGUUGUUAUUGCUGAUGCCCUUAGGAAGUGUUUCAUAGAAUGUGGCAUUGAGGAUAAGGUAUUAACAAUAACAGUUGAUAAUGCAAGAGCAAAUGAUUCUGCCAUUAGAAUCAUUAAAGAUGAUUUUGAGUUGAGGAAUGAGCUGGAUGUUGGGGGUCGGUUAUUCCAUGUGCGAUGUUGUGCGCAUGUGACAAAUUUGUUGGUGCAAGCAAGGCUUGCUGAAAUUGGAGACAUUGUUGAUUCUGUUAGGCAAGGAAUAAAGUAUGUGGUUGCUUCAGAGGGAAGGUUGAAAGAGUUUAGUGAAAUAGCUAAACGUUUGCAUUUGCCAUCUAAGAAACUGGUUCUAGAUGUCCCUAGCUACACGUUGGAACAUUCAAAGAAGUGUUCCCAAGAUAUCACCAAGUUGAUCAAGCAUUUUAGUGGGUUGUGA